AAGCGAAAUGACAUUUCCUCUUUAAAUAGCUCGAACCGGGGCCGAUUGAGAAAUGGCCGCGUCGGCAGAUUUAAGUAAGUCUUCCCCAACGCCGAAUGGGAUUCCGUCUGCAGACCCUGCCAGUGAUGCCAUGGACCCCUUCCAUGCUUGCAGUAUUCUUAAGCAACUCAAAACAAUGUACGAUGAAGGGCAGUUGACAGACAUUGUAGUGGAAGUGGAUCACGGGAAAACAUUUUCUUGUCAUAGAAACGUCCUUGCUGCGAUCAGCCCCUACUUCAGAUCCAUGUUCACCAGCGGCCUUACCGAGAGCACACAGAAAGAAGUGCGCAUAGUGGGUGUCGAAGCCGAAUCGAUGGAUUUAGUCUUGAGCUAUGCCUACACCUCCCGAGUUCUGCUGACAGAAGCCAAUGUUCAGGCCUUGUUCACCGCAGCUAGUAUCUUCCAGAUUGCUUCCAUCCAAGACCAGUGUGCUAAAUAUAUGAUUAGUCACUUGGAGCCACAGAAUUCCAUCGGGGUCUUCAUCUUUGCUGAUCACUAUGGUCAUCAGGAACUCCGAGAUCGCUCAAAAGAAUACAUUCGUAAGAAGUUUCUAUGUGUCACCAAAGAACAGGAGUUUCUUGAGUUGACAAAAGACCAGCUCAUAAGCAUACUAGACAGUGAUGAUUUGAACGUAGACCGAGAAGAGCAUGUUUAUGAAAGCAUUAUAAGGUGGUUUGAGUAUGAACAGAACGAGAGAGAAGUGCACCUUCCGGAAAUUUUUGCCAAAUGCAUACGUUUUCCUCUGAUGGAAGAUACCUUCCUCGAGACAGUUCCACCUCAGUUUGCACAGGCCAUUGCCAAAAGCUGUGUAGAAAAGGGACCUUCUGGUACCAAUGGCUGUACCCAGAGGCUUGGAAUGACUGCUUCUGAAAUGAUCAUAUGCUUCGAUGCUGCCCACAAACACUCAGGAAAGAAGCAAACGGUGCCUUGUCUAGAUACAGCCACAGGAAGGGUUUUUAAACUAUGCAAACCACCGAAUGACCUGAGAGAAGUUGGGAUUCUUGUGUCACCGGACAAUGACAUUUACAUAGCUGGGGGGUACAGGCCCAGCAGCAGUGAGGUCUCCAUAGACCACAAGGCAGAAAAUGAUUUUUGGAUGUAUGAUCAUACUACCAAUAGAUGGAUAUCCAAACCUUCGUUGCUUCGGGCCAGAAUAGGCUGCAAACUGGUAUAUUGCUGUGGUAAAAUGUAUGCUAUUGGAGGCCGUGUUUAUGAAGGCGAUGGUAGAAACUCACUUAAAUCGGUGGAGUGUUACGACAGCAGAGAGAAUUGUUGGAAGACUGUUUGCGCGAUGCCUGUUGCAAUGGAGUUUCACGACGCUGUGGAGUACAAAGAGAAGAUCUAUGUUUUACAGGGAGAAUUUUUUCUCUUCUACGAGCCACAAAAAGACUACUGGGGUUUUCUAACUCCCAUGACUGUGCCUAGGACCCAGGGCCUGGCAGCUGUAUACAAGGACUCAAUCUACUACAUAGCCGGAACCUGUGGAAAUCACCAGCGGAUGUUUACUGUAGAGGCAUAUGAUAUUGAGCUAAAUAAAUGGACUCGCAAGAAGGACUUUCCAUGUGAUCAGUCCAUAAAUCCAUACCUUAAACUGGUACUUUUCCAAAAUAAACUCCAUUUGUUUGUUCGAGCUACUCAAGUGACCGUUGAAGAACAUGUCUUCAGAACCAGCAGAAAAAAUUCCCUUUACCAAUACGACGAUGUCACUGACCAGUGGAUGAAAGUGUAUGAGACCCCAGAUCGGCUCUGGGACCUUGGCCGGCAUUUUGAAUGUGCGGUUGCUAAACUGUAUCCGCAGUGUCUUCAGAAAGUUCUUUAAUGAGGAGCAGGCCUCGGCGAGCUCACUGACACCUCAUACUUGAGGCAGUUUGUGUUAUAGGGACACAGAAUGCUGUCAGUAUUUAAGAAAGGUGGGAGUUUUGUACAUGGGAAUGGGUGUGCUUCCAGACUGUAGAGUGGGGAGGGGUUUAUUUUCAUCCUUGUGAUGUUUUCAUUUCAGUAAGGCAACAGGUAACAAAGUGCAAUUAUCAGCAUUUCCCCCCAAUAUGAUCAUAUUAAAAAAAAAAAAAAGUGAUCAUAUUGUUCAAGAGUUUGUGGUAAAUAAUCACUGAGACUCCAGAUAAACCAGGACAACUAUGCACUCCUAUGGGAGCAGCACGGGGCUUGCUGGAUAGGGACUUCCAAACUAGUUUGACGUGACUUUUCAUUUUAAAUACGGGUAAUAAUCUGAGGCAAUAUCACUAGGACUUGACAUUAGCUCUAACCUCUCUGAAACAGAGGAGCGCUAACUUAGUUCCUCAUUCUUAAUAUUUAAGUAUUUUUUUGUAUGUACUAUUUUCAGGUGUACUAAGAUUUAAAUGUGUUUUGUUAAUAGAGAAGAUUGAAGUAGAAACAGAUCAGUCUCAGAAAAAGCUUUUUGCCUCAUUGAUUCCUGUUCUGUAUGUAAUUUUUAAGUUAAGCUAAUGUAAAUUAGCAUUUUUCUGUUGACAUCUUUCAAGUGCUAACACUGUUUUUUUUUUG
Molecule: messenger RNA, 2559 nt
Organism: Elephantulus edwardii (Cape elephant shrew)
Lineage: Eukaryota; Metazoa; Chordata; Mammalia; Macroscelidea; Macroscelididae
Gene: KBTBD8
Product: kelch repeat and BTB (POZ) domain containing 8
Exons: 4
Coding region: 53-1858 (601 amino acids)
Molecular function (GO): protein binding
Source: RefSeq, a predicted model, not a curated record